AUGUCUUUUAAACUAAGCAUUGAAGCCCUACACCGUCCAGAUUUUGAGUCACAGGGCCUGAACGAGGCUGCCCGGUGGAACUCCAAAGAGAACUUGCUUGCUUGCCCUAGUGAAAAUGACCCCAAUCUUUUUGUUGCACUGUAUGACUUUGUUGCCAGCGGGGACAAUACACUCAGCAUUACUAAAGGUGAAAAGCUUCGUGUUUUGGGCUACAACCACAAUGGAGAAUGGUGUGAGGCUCAGACUAAAAAUGGCCAGGGCUGGGUUCCCAGCAACUAUAUUACACCUGUUAACAGUCUAGAGAAACACUCCUGGUACCAUGGGCCAGUCUCACGCAAUGCUGCAGAAUAUCUCCUCAGCAGUGGCAUCAAUGGGAGUUUUCUAGUGCGAGAGAGUGAAAGUAGCCCCGGUCAAAGAUCCAUAUCACUUCGUUAUGAAGGAAGGGUAUACCACUACAGGAUAAACACUGCAUCUGAUGGGAAGUUAAACAGGAUUUAGAGGAACAAACCAACCUGGAGCGAUCUUGAGGGGAUGAAUUGCCUUUUCCCGCAUUUAUUAUACAGCAAACUUUAUUUUAAUCGGCGCCUAAUGAACCGGCACUCUCAAUAGACUGGCAAAAAUUGGAUACCUGAAAAACUGUCUGAGUAGUUAGUGAAGGGUGUGAGUGAAGGCUGUCUAUCAUUAAGUUUUAUUUAAGUUAUUUACGUUGUAAAUAAAGUAUAACAGUGAUAUGUAUACCUCCUGCAUUACAUUUCUAUUACUUAGUGUGUUUUUACAUUGAUUAUGUGGACCUCUUGGUCAACUGGAAUAUUUGAUAAACUGGUAUUCUCCUGGUCCCAUAGGUGUCAGUUAAUAAAAAGUUUGCUGUACCUGUAUUACUAAUUCAAAUAAAAGCAGAUUAAAGGAAA
This is a messenger RNA of Rhincodon typus (whale shark), 908 nucleotides long. RefSeq names its product tyrosine-protein kinase ABL1-like. Gene Ontology annotation, molecular function: protein binding. NCBI's taxonomy places the organism in Eukaryota, Metazoa, Chordata, Chondrichthyes, Orectolobiformes, Rhincodontidae. The transcript has 4 exons. The record is from RefSeq and is a predicted model, not a curated record. Bases 1 to 498 code for a protein of 165 amino acids.